This is a messenger RNA of Cordyceps militaris CM01, 1233 nucleotides long. RefSeq lists its product as uncharacterized. Lineage: Eukaryota; Fungi; Ascomycota; Sordariomycetes; Hypocreales; Cordycipitaceae. The transcript is spliced from 3 exons. Bases 1 to 1233 code for a protein of 410 amino acids. The record is from RefSeq and is a predicted model, not a curated record.
AUGUACGGGUUUCAUACACUGCUUGGGCGCGACUAUGAGCUGGCCAAGAAAGUCAAGGUCGGAAAUCACCGUCUCGUGUCGGCGCAUGAGUUCAAGUUGAUUGAUGGAAAGACGGCCCUGGUGGAAGCCCCGACACCAAUCGUCGUGUCCCUCAAGCCCUGGGGUGGUAGAGAUCAAGAGUGGAUAGUCUCUGGUGGCUUCCAAGAGCUUGAUAUUGAGACUGGAGAGGUUUUAUUCGAGUGGCAGAGUCUCGACCAUGUUGACCCCAAGAAAAGCGCGUUCCCGCUCGAUUUUGGCCCUGGGCUUCCCGGCUCCGGUCGGAACGAGACUGACGCGUGGAACUAUUUCCACAUCAACAGCGUCGACAAGGACGACGAGGGCAACUAUCUCAUCUCGGCGCGAAACGUCGCCGCCGUCUUCAAAAUCAACGGCACAACCGGCGAUAUCAUCUGGCAGCUCGGCGGGUACCAGGGCGGCUCCGACUUUGCGCUGGCCGGCGAGGACAUCUUUGCCUUUCAGCACCACGCGCGGUUCCGCGGCCGCUCUGCGGACGGCGCGACGGAGCGCAUUUCUCUCUUCGACAAUGGCGCGCACUCGGCGCCCGUCAACAAGACGCAUCCCGCGUCGCGCGCCCGCGUCUACGAGCUGAACCACCGCACAGCGACGGCGCGGGCCGUGGGGACGUACGAGGCGCCCGACGGCCUCUCGGCGCCCACGCAAGGCAGCGUGCAGCUUCUGGAGAAUGGCAACGUGUUCGUCAACUGGGGCCAGGCGGGGGCCGUCACCGAGUACAGCAGGGACGGCAAGGUCUUGUUUCACAGCUACCUGGACUCGGCGCCGAACCGGCUUGCGCAGAGCUAUCGAGGUUGGAGGCUGCCUUGGACUGGGACCCCGGCGGAGGAGCCAGCAGUCACGGCCAGGCGUUCUGGUGGAAAGCUAGACGUCCAUGUGUCCUGGAAUGGAGACACGGAGACGUCUACAUGGCGUUUUUACAUACAGACUGCAGAGGAGGGUUCCCGUCGAGCUCUGGGAGAGGUGAAGCGGGUAGGAUUUGAGACGCACGGGUCGUUCCAUGUCGGUUCAGUGGACGGCAGACAGUUUAUAUCGGCGGACGCAAUUGGGGCGGACGGUGCUGUUCUCAGACAGUCCAAGGCAAUUUUGGUGAAGAAGGGCGCUGAUUCGCAGCACUUCGAUCCCACUCGGCUUCAGUGGCCUCUAGUAGAAGAGCUAUAG